Brachypodium distachyon (stiff brome) is the source of this 4633-nucleotide messenger RNA. Its product is annotated as TNF receptor-associated factor homolog 1a. Bases 221 to 4480 code for a protein of 1419 amino acids. The transcript has 12 exons. The record is from RefSeq and is a predicted model, not a curated record. Gene Ontology annotation, molecular function: protein binding. NCBI's taxonomy places the organism in Eukaryota, Viridiplantae, Streptophyta, Magnoliopsida, Poales, Poaceae.
CUCCCUCUCUCGCUCUACCCGUCUCGUCUCGCUGUUACAAAUCGCAAUUCCCCAAUCCAAACAUAUUCCUCUCUCUCUCUCUCUCGUCGCCGCCGCGCGACCAGCAGCCAGCACACUCCCCUCGCUCGCUCCUCCUCCGCCGCCGCAGCAGCUCGCUCCUCACGGCGGCGGGCCGCGGCAGCCACGAAUAAGGUAGUCUCAAGUAGUUGCUGAUUUGCUGAUGGCUGGUGCCUCAGCAACCGAUGAAUCUUCUGCAAGCACAGCUGGGAUGAGGGAUGAUGACCGCAGCCUGUCUGGCGAGUCCUUGUCGGAGUGGCGAUCCUGCGACCAGGGCGAAAGUGGGAGCCCUUCUACGUCCCCACCCUUCUGGGACACUGACUGCGAUGAUGAUGAUCCUGGCCCCAAACCUUCAGGCUUAUACGGCCGGCAUGUAUGGAGGAUUGAUAAUUUUUCUAAGGAGAAGAAGAGAGAAAUGAAGAGCGAGCCAUUUGAAGCUGGUGGUUACAAAUGGUAUAUACUUGUAUACCCUCAAGGAUGUGAUGUCUCCAAUCACUUGUCAUUGUUUCUUUGCGUUGCUAAUCAUGACAAACUUCUCCCAGGUUUGAUGUUACCCUUUUUUUCUGCUACGUGCUAUCUUAUACGAUGGAAUUUUUCUGAUUCUAAUAUGACAAUUUCAGGAUGGAGCCAUUUUGCACAGUUCACUAUAGCUGUAGGCAAUAUGGAUCCUAAGAAAAUUAAAUACUCAGAUACUUUGCACAGGUUCUGGAAGAAGGAGCAUGAUUGGGGAUGGAAAAAGUUUAUGGAGUUAUCAAAGAUUCAAGAUGGUUUUCUAGUGGAUGAUGUUCUUGAAAUCAUUGCUCAAGUUCAAGUUAUCAGGGAAAAAGUGGACAGACCAUUUCGCUGCCUUGAUCGUCCUUAUCGAAGAGAAUUGCUCCGUGUCUAUACAACAAAUAUAGAACAAAUUUACCGACGUUUUGUUGAGGAACGAAGAAAUAAACUUACCAAGCUCAUCGAGGACAAAAUGAGAUGGUCCAGUUUUCGUGCUUUCUGGUCAGCAAUUGACCCAAGAACGAGGCAUCGCAUGUCCAGAGAGAAGACUGAUACUAUCCUUAAAGGAUUGGUGAAGCAUUUUUUUGUAGAAAAAGAGGUCACUUCAACAUUAGUGAUGGACUCUUUGUAUACGGGUCUGAAGGCACUCGAAUACCAGUGUGAGCGCAAGAAAGGAAGAACAAAAUUAGCAGAGUUGGAUGAAUUGCCUGCACCCAUGGUCCAUGUUGAUGUGGACUUAUUUGUCUUGGCUGGCGAUGUUAUAACUUUACUUGAGAGAGCAGCCCUUGAACCCUUGCCUUGUCAACCAGUAUCUCCAAAGGAUGACAAAUGUUCCCAGAGCCGCAUGAAGGAUGGUAGUUCUGGUGAGGUUAACAAAAUUUCUAUGGAGCGUGAGGAAAGACGCCUAACUGAGCUUGGGCGGAAGAUACUUGAAACAUUUGUGCUAUCUCAUAUAUUUAGUGGAAUUGAAGUUGCAUACCAAGAAGCAGUUGCCUUGAAGAGGCAAGAAGAGUUAAUUCGUGAGGAGGAAGCGGCAGGGCUUCUUGAAAAUGAGACAAAGGGAAAGCGCAAUGGUGGUGUGAACGAAAAGGACAAGCGUGCAAAGAAAAAGCAGGCCAAACAAAAGAAGAACAAUCGUAAAGUUAAAGACAAGGAAAGAGAUGAGAAAUCUGAAGCUAAAAUUCUAGAAAGACUUGAUGAUGAAAUCACAAUUGAUGAUAGUGAUGGCUUACCAUCUAAGCAGGCUGAAGAAGUAACAAUGAAGGUUGGUGAUUCAUUGGAAGAAGGUGCUUCAGAUGUGCCAGAUAAUUCGGAUAGUUCAGUAAUGACGUGUCAACAAGAUUCUGGUGAUAGACAUUCUAGACCUAUGAAUGGAAAGAGAGUCUCCUCUGUGGAGGCUAACUCGUCAACAUUUUUGGCUGAUUCUAGUGGCAUGAAUGGUACCCACAGCAAAGGAAACGGUUUGCCAGACAGCAAAAAUCACCUGCCACCAAAUAGAGGAAAAAAUCAGCGUAACAAGGGCAUUAGCAUUAUCAGCUUCGCCGAAGAAGAUGAUUGCCUUCCCUCUUCCAGUGUUGCUGGUAGUUCAGAUCGCAAUAGUUCUGGCUGUGGUACUGCUCCAAAAUUGGACCGAGAUACCGUUUUACUCACCUUGAAAGAUAGACUCCGUGAGCUAGGGCAACGCCUGCAUGAGAAGAACAUUGAGGGGAGAAAACUUUUCAAAGCUCACUUUGAAGCUAUGGAGUCUCAAACGAAGACAGGUGGGUCAUCAUCCAGUUCUUUGGAGAAGCCACCUGAUGUUCCAAAGAGCCCAGACCAUUCCUCGGAAGUUAUAACUAGCGUAAAAGUUAAUGGUACAGCCAAUAAGGAAGUACAUGUGGCCAACUCUGUGCCAGAGGAAGCUGCUUCGGUCACACCAGUCACCGCGAGUACCGAAGCUGUGCCUGGUAAGGCCCCUGCCAGAUCAACAGUUGACCCAAUUUCAGACAAAGAUAAGGAGUCAAGUUUGACACCGCCUGCCGAUAGGGCACCUCCAAAUUGCUCAAAGUCGACUCCAGUUGAUAUGGAUAAAGAUGUUCCUCUUCCUUCAAGAUCACCUCGAAUCAAUAAAGCUGCUCCCAUUUCCUCGAAAUCGCCACCAGUUGACAGAGCUACUACAGUUUGUCCAAAAUCUCCAGCAACUGAUAAAGCUACUCCUGUUCGUCCCAAAUCUCCAUCAGCUGGUAAAGCCACUCCAGUUCCUCCAAAAUCUCCUCCAACUGAUAAAGCUACUUCAGUUCCUACAAAAUCUCAACCUACUGAUAAAGCUACUUCAGUUCCUACAAAGUCUCCACCCACUGAUAAAGGUACUUCAGCGCCUGCAAAAUCUCCACUGGCUGAUAAAGCCUGUGUGGUUCCUGUAAAAUCUCCAGUGACUGAUAAAGCUAUUCCUGUUCCUGCAAAAUCUCCAUCAGCUGGUAAAUAUUCUCUAGCUCCUUCUGUACCAGCAAUAUGUGCUAAAGAUGCUUCCCUUCCUUCAAGGCCACAACAAGUUGAUAAAUUCACACCAGCCCCCACAAGAAUACCACAGGUUGAUAAAGCUGCUCCACUUUCCUCGGAAUUGCCACAAACAUCUCACACGGCUUAUUCAGAAGCUCGAGAAAAUACUGCUCCCAUAAAGGCCGCAUCCACCACAGUUUCUGAGGUUGCUGUCAUCACAACAUCACGGCCUUCAAGUGCCCCUGUAUUCGCUACACCAAGAACAACUGCACCAGCUGCCCCACAAGUUCAAGUUUCCCGCUCAAUGAGUGAAGUAGCUGGAAGAUCAGGAAAUGAACCUUCCCCUUCUGCCCCAGCGUAUGUUCCACAAACCUACCGUAAUGCCAUCAUUGGUAAGCCUGGUCUGGGUACAACCUCUUUAAAUCUUUCAUAUCAGCCAACUACUAUGGGCCAAGCUAGUGCCCUUCCACAGCCUCUUUCAGCAUAUGCAUCAACCACGUCAGUAAUGAUGCCUCCCGCUGGGAGGAAUGAUCUGUUGUCAGCUAGGCAUGGAUUCAAGUCUGAGUUGGGGAAAUCUGAUACACGUGAUAGUUGGCAACCAUGGAAAAGUGAUAGCAACAUUAACAAUCACCUCUGGAGGGAUGACUCCCCUUACCAACGAACGACCAACAGUCAUGCAUAUCAGCAAACUUGGAAAGAUGAUGCUUACCAGCAAGCACGGGGUGCUGAAACAGAAAUUCUCAGCAGGUUUGGAGGAUUGCAACCACCUAGGCAGACUCCAGUCAGUUUUGUCAUGCAGCAGCCACAGGCGCCAGUUGCUGAAGAGUAUCAGCACCUCGACAUCAUUAAUGAUUUGCUCGACGAGGAGCAGAGCAACGACAGCAUGCCAGAGCCUAUUCGCCAUGAUUACCAUGCAUUUGGCCUGCCAUAUUCGCUAAGAGGCAACUUGGCAGAUGCAGAAAUGACUUCUGUUAGCAGUCCCGGGCGGUUUAACAGGGGCAGCCUGGCAGAUCUGGAAAUGGCCUCUGCUAGUAGUCCCAGGCGAUUUAGCAGAGGCAACAUGUCAGAAUCGGAAAUGGCUUCUGUUAGUAGUCCCGGUCGGUUUAGCAGAGGCAGCAUGGCAGAUUCGGAAAUGGCUUCUGCUAGUAGCCCUGGUCGGUACAAUUCCACCGAGCGCUACUACGAUGAGGGAUUCUCGAGGGCCUAUGACAUGAGCCCUCUUCAAGGGUCGAGGGAGAGGCAGUUCCCCUCGAUGGAUACAUAUGCUAACGGUGGCUUGCCUGACGUGAACACGUCCAAGCCAUGGCCAUAUGGCCUUCCCAACCCAUCGAUGAAUCUUGGGGUGAAUGCCAACGGGUUCCAGCAGCACCAGAUGGGGGACUAUGGUAACCUGGCUAGUGGGGUGAACGGAGGAGGUUCCUUGUAUCGUCGCCACGCCAACGGACGCUGGUGAUGCGAUGCCUGUAUACAGUCUUACAGUCAAGAAUAAUGCUUGUUGUAACAGAUACUGGUUCCGGGCCCGACCUUUGCCGUGGCCUGUAAUUUGAAACAUUUAGUUUUAAAAUGGAAAAAAGGAGAGAAAAGGAUACAGUUUACAUUCUGUAAA